Camellia sinensis is the source of this 835-nucleotide messenger RNA. NCBI's taxonomy places the organism in Eukaryota, Viridiplantae, Streptophyta, Magnoliopsida, Ericales, Theaceae. The record is from RefSeq and is a predicted model, not a curated record.
GUUGUAAAUCAUGGAGUGAGCAUUUCAUUGUUAGAGGAAUUCAAGAGGGAAGUUGUAUAUUUUUUCAAGCUUUCUUUGGAAGACAAAAAGAAAUUAUGGCAACAGCCAGACAACCAUGAAGGUUUUGGGCAGCUCUUUGUGGUAUCAGAGGAGCAAAAGCUCGACUGGAGUGACAUGUUUUACAUUACCACUCUUCCAACAAGUCUAAGGCGGACUCAAUUAUUUGACCUUCUACCUCCAAAACUCAGGGAAACAAUGGAAGCAUACUCUGCAGAAGUGAAAAAGCUAGCCAUGAUCAUCCUAAGUCAGAUGGCUAAAGCUCUAAAGAUGGACAAUGAAGAGAUGAAAGAACUAUUCAGUGAUGGGGUACAGUCCAUGAGAAUGAAUUAUUAUCCUCCAUGCCCUGAGCCUGACAUGGCCAUCGGCUUCACUCCUCACUCCGAUGCAGUUGCUUUAACCAUUCUGUAUCAGCUCAAUGACACCCAAGGCCUCCAAAUUCGGAAAGAAGGGAAAUGGGUACCCGUUAAACCAUUGCAAGAUGCUUUUGUUGUCAACAUUGGGGACAUCAUGGAGAUUGUGAGCAAUGGUGUGUAUCGAAGCAUUGAGCACAGAGCAAUGGUGAACUCGAGAAAAGAAAGGAUGUCCAUUGCAACAUUUUACAGCACCAAUUUAGAGUCGGAGUUAGGUCCUGCGCGUAACCUUAUUGGACCAAACAAGCCUGCAGUUUUCCGACGAGUCCCCUUUGACAAGUAUUUCAAGGACUUCUUCGCCCGAAAACUCAAGGGUAAGUCGAACCUCGAUUUCAUGAAAAUUGAAACUCAUGAGGAAGAUGGCU